AUGGAGACAGAAGGCAAAUCUACUCACUCCCAAACCGAUGUACUCAUCAUCGGCGCUGGGCCAUCUGGCCUGAUGGCAGCCUACUGGAUGGCUCGCUGUGGAGUCAACGCACGCAUAAUCGACAACCGUGACACGAAGGUCUUCCUAGGCCACGCAGACGGGCUUCGUGCACGAACGCUAGAGUUGUUCGAUAGCAUGGGAUUCCAACACCGUGUUCUACAUGAGGGAUCCGUCUCUACCGAGGCGAACAUUUGGGUCCCCGGUCCACAGGGAAAACUAGUCCGAGAAGCUCAAAUCGACAUCUCUAGGGUUGACGAGUCCCCCUUCCACAAUACACGCUUGAACCAGGGACGCAUUGAGCGGUUUAUUCUCGAUAGUAUUCGGGAGCACUCUGACCUCGACGUGGAACGGAGCGUGAUCGCCGACUCUUUGGAAUAUGACGAGGAGUCGGGUGAUGAUCCCAACUCGUAUCCUAUCACCGUCAAGGUCCGAGUCCUUGGUGAAGAUGAUUUGGAUCGACCGCGCGAACAGGAAACAGACGCUGAGUCUGGAGCGGUUGGCAACGAGGUCAACUGUAGUAAUUUGCUUCCUGAUGACUGGGCCGAUCUAGCGCCGCGCCAAAAGCCACAGAAGACGCAGGUCGAGACGAUCAAAGCCAAGUACCUGAUCGGGUGUGAUGGUGCUCACAGCUGGACGAGGAAACAGCUAAACAUCCCCAUGGAAGGGUCUAACACGGACCACAUAUGGGGCGUGAUAGACGUCAUACCAAUCAGCGAUUUCCCGGAUAUCCGCCGCGUAAGCGUCGUGAACAACGCCGCAGGCACAAUCCUCGUGAUCCCACGCGAGUGCGGCUUAGUCCGAUUCUACGUCCCCGUGCAAACCUGCGAAGCGGACACAACUGACCGAUUCGACCGCUCAAAGAUCACGCCGGAGCUAAUCCGAGAGCGUGUCCAAGCCAUCUUCGCCCCCUUCACUUUCGACUUCAAGGAAUGUAGCUGGUGGACCGUCUACCAAGUCGGCCAGCGGAUCGCCACCCAAUCCACAAAGGACAACCGGAUCUUCCUUGCUGGUGAUGCCGUCCACACGCACUCACCUAAGAUGGGGCUUGGGAUGAAUAUGAGUAUGCAGGAUGGGUUCAAUGUUGGAUGGAAGAUUGCUCUUGCCGUGGCGGGUACUCUCAAACCUGAGAUUCUUGAUACGUAUGCUACGGAGAGACACCCGCUUGCGGAGAUGUUGCUUGACUUCGAUCGCCAUUGGUCGCCUAUGUUUACUGAUCGGAAACCGGGAGCAGGAGAUACGAAAGCUUCAGAUAUGGCCCUUGUUGCGGGGAGGUUUGAGGAUUUUGCUGAUGGUUGGAAGGUCUUUUACCCCGCCAGCAGUCUUGUUCGGAAGGCUGAAGACAAUGCUGAACUUGCUUUUGCACGGCACAUGAUUCCUGGGGAGAGAGUCCGGCCGGUGAAGCUCCGCAAUCAGGCUGAUGGUGGUACGCGAUGGACAACAAGAGCUUUAGAAAGCGACGGGCGCUUCCGCAUUCUAGUUUUGGCUGGGGAUAUACGGAACCCAAUGCAGAAACAACGCAUUGAGACCUUGAGCCAGGGCUUGGCUGGACAAACUGGAUCAGGAAUUUCACCACUGGGUCGCUACUUGGAGAUUCCCGGUCAAUUCAAGAGUCCUGUUGAUGUCCUCACCAUUCAUACUUCGCCGUGGAAAGAGGUAGAAUUCUUUGAUUUCCCAGAGAUUCUGCGUCCAUUGGAUCCGGUGAAUGGAUGGGCAUAUGACAAGAUUUGGUGUGAUGACGCCUGCAGGUUUGACCGAUAUUGCGAUGGAACGGCAUAUGAGAAGUGGGGGGUUGACCAGGUUCUUGGGGCGCUGGUAGUCGUCCGCCCGGAUCAAUAUAUCGGAUGGGUGGGUGAACUUGGAGAUGUGGAGGAAUUGACGCAGUACUUGGAUAGAAUUCUCGUGAAGAAGUCACCGACAGACGAGGUUGACGCUGUCCUCUAG
Molecule: messenger RNA, 2001 nt
Organism: Penicillium verrucosum
Lineage: Eukaryota; Fungi; Ascomycota; Eurotiomycetes; Eurotiales; Aspergillaceae
Product: putative phenol 2-monooxygenase
Exons: 5
Coding region: 1-2001 (666 amino acids)
Molecular function (GO): FAD binding
Source: RefSeq, a predicted model, not a curated record